AUGAAUAACCAAGGAGCAACCUAUGCAGAACUGAAGGGAGUCAAGAACUCAACGAGGCAGGAAAUAAAACCUAAGUUUUCUAAAAGUUCCAUUUCAAUGGCUGAGCAGGAAUUAACAUAUAUAGAAUUAAAUCUUCAAAAUGCUUCUCAGAAUCUUCAUGGGAAUGACAAGAAUUACCACUCCAAAGGUUCACCAUCACCUCCAGAGAAGUUCAUUGCUGGGAUCCUGGGAAUCAUCUGCCUCGUCUUGAUGUCCAUUCUGUUGACAGUGAUCAUUGUUACUCCCUCUACUCUAAUACAGGAACAGAAUUACUCCUGUCUCAUAACAAGGCUCCAGAAAGAAUAUCAUCGUGGUCAUUGUCCAAGAGAUUGGCUUACAUAUUCCAACAAUUGCUAUUAUACUAGUUUGGAAAAAAAAUCAUGGAAUAAGAGUGUGAGAUCCUGUGCUACUAAGAACUCUACUCUGCUUUAUAUAGAUAAUGAAGAGAAAAUGAAAUUUCUGAUGUCCCUAUCAAUUACAUCGUGGAUUCCAGUCUCUCGUGAAG
Messenger RNA from Odocoileus virginianus texanus, 544 nucleotides. The record is from RefSeq and is a predicted model, not a curated record. Lineage: Eukaryota; Metazoa; Chordata; Mammalia; Artiodactyla; Cervidae.